Molecule: messenger RNA, 210 nt
Organism: Funneliformis caledonium
Lineage: Eukaryota; Fungi; Glomeromycota; Glomeromycetes; Glomerales; Glomeraceae
Source: the annotation of a GenBank genome assembly
AUGCAUCCAAAUUUAGCACUUCACAAACAUCCAAAUGAAUGUCACAAAUCAGGAUUUUUUAAAAAAUAUUUUGGAGGUUGUAAUGGACUUAAAAAAGAAUUAAAUGAAUGUUUAACAUUAGAGUUUAAUGAGAUAAGAAAGAAAAAUGCUGAUAAAGCUAAAGAACAGAGAAAAAAAGUUGAAGAAUUAUGGAAGGAAUUUAAAGAAUAA